Messenger RNA from Varanus komodoensis (Komodo dragon), 1875 nucleotides. RefSeq names its product cathepsin Z-like. The coding region runs from base 251 to 1162 and encodes 303 amino acids. NCBI's taxonomy places the organism in Eukaryota, Metazoa, Chordata, Lepidosauria, Squamata, Varanidae. Gene Ontology annotation, molecular function: cysteine-type endopeptidase activity. The transcript has 6 exons. The record is from RefSeq and is a predicted model, not a curated record. Gene Ontology annotation, cellular component: lysosome.
CUCUCUCUCUCUCUCUCUCUCUCUCUCUCUCUCGCACACGCAUGUGCAAGGGCGGCGCUGCCCCGCACUUGCCGCCAGCAGCGCUCUGAUUCAUCGCGCAUUCCGCCCCGAGCGUCUCCUUUAAAAGCCGCGGCGGCAGCGCAGCGCCGGGAGCAGAAAGCCGCAGCGCCCGCCCAGCGCCCGCAGGACCCUCGCAAGACCCUCGCAAGCGGCGGGGGAGCGCCGCCGCCCAGCCCGCCGCGCCGCGAUCAUGCUCGUCCGGCAGGCGCCCUUCCUGGCGCCGCUGCUCGGCGCUUGCGUCCUGCUGCCGGCCGUGUCCGCCGCCGGCCUCUACUUCAAGGAAGGGCAGAGCUGCUACCGGCCGCUGCCGCGCAGACCUGCCGGGGUCAGAACCUACCGUCGCCCGCAUGAAUAUUUGGACGUAUCCACACUGCCCAAGAGCUGGGACUGGCGAAAUAUCAAUGGAGUCAAUUAUGUGAGCACCACGCGCAACCAACACAUCCCACAGUACUGUGGGUCAUGCUGGGCUCAUGGAAGCACCAGUGCCCUCGCAGAUCGCAUCAACAUCAAGAGGAAAGGCGCUUGGCCCUCUGCUUACCUCUCAGUUCAGCAUGUGAUUGACUGUGCCGAGGCUGGGACCUGCCAUGGUGGAGACCAUUCAGGCGUGUGGCAGUACGCCCACACCCACGGCAUCCCUGACGAGACCUGCAACAACUACCAAGCCAAAGAUCAAAAGUGCAGGAAGUUUAACCAGUGUGGAACGUGUGUUACUUUCCAACAAUGUCACCUGAUAAAGAAUUACACCUUGUGGAAAGUUGCUGAUUAUGGCUACCUCAGUGGGCGAGAAAAGAUGAUGGCUGAAAUCUAUGCCAAGGGACCCAUCAGCUGCGGAAUCAUGGCCACUCCGAAGCUGGAAGAAUACACUGGAGGACUUUAUGCUGAAUACUCCCCAGGUGCUUCAAUAAACCACAUUGUCUCUGUUGCUGGCUGGGGAGUAGAAAAUGGGACCGAAUACUGGAUAGUCCGGAACUCCUGGGGCGAGCCGUGGGGUGAACGUGGCUGGCUUCGAAUUGUGACGAGCGCAUAUAAAAGAGGAAAGGGCGGAGACUACAAUCUGGCCUUGGAAGAGGACUGUGCUUAUGGAGACCCCAUACUUCCCUGAGUCGGCAACUGUCAUGCACUCAUGCUUUUGAAAUGAAAGAGAUUUGCAAAAGACUUUCUUCUUAAGAAAGGGAAGGAUAGGUUUUCGGCAACACGCAUGAAUGAUGAAAUCAGCACAGGCAGAUCUGUGCAUUUGGUAAUUUUUUGAUUCAAACUGCAAUUAGCAUCCUCAUGGAGAGACAGAUAUUGAUUAUGCAGAUAGAAAGAGGGUUCCAUUUGGCCAUGCAUUUGUUUAGUUUCUGCUUGACAGUUUUUACUUUUGUCAGUGGUGACAGACUGUGGUACUGGCUUUCCAGUUCAUGUGGAUGUACGGACCCGAACUCAGCUGGGGUCGGAUUAAGCAUGAAUCUGAAAAACCCACACACAGUCUAACAGUGUACCUUGCGGCUGAUGUCGCCUUUAAAUUCCAUUGCCUCAUCCUGGGAGCAGAGCUGAGGAGCUGAACGGUAGUGCCUUGUACAGAAGGCAGUGCAGCAGACAGCCGGUGUGGGAAGGUGGUUAGAGGGUUGCACUGGGGGCCUGGGAGGUCCAGGGUUUAGUCUCCGCUUAGCCAGGGGGCUCACUGAGUGAUUUUCAGCCAGUCACAUACUUUAAGCCUAACCUACCUCACAGGGUUGUUGUGUGGAAAAGAUGGAUUGAAGGCGGACCAUGUCAGCCACCUUGCAUUUCCUGCAAGGGGAAAAAAGGCAGAAUAUAAAUGCAAUGUACUAAUCA